Messenger RNA from Penicillium manginii, 1656 nucleotides. RefSeq lists its product as uncharacterized. The transcript has a single exon. Bases 1 to 1656 code for a protein of 551 amino acids. The record is from RefSeq and is a predicted model, not a curated record. Lineage: Eukaryota; Fungi; Ascomycota; Eurotiomycetes; Eurotiales; Aspergillaceae.
AUGAUCUCCAAAAUUGCGCCCGUGGUGGAGCCGAGUUUGCUCGACAUCUAUUUGGCCUGGAGUGAUGCGUGGCUCUUGUUUGAUGACAACAGCAAGCAAAAUUCCGGUCAUUACACCUUGAGUCUCGAGGACCUUGCGAUUUUAUUCGAAGAAGGUAGCAUCGAUCAACUCAUGCGCUAUGACCAGCUUGUAUUAGCCAUCGCUUCAUUUAAACAUCAUCUUGCACUUGGCAAUAUCAACUUUGGAGGAUCUCACCCACCAUCCUGCGACGAGACCAACCUUACUUCCCAGACAUACAAUCCCCAGUCAAAAUGCAACUGCGAAGUGACCGAUGUACUCAAACUUAAAACGGGGUUUCCUAUCGAAAUACGACAGAAUAUUUCAUGUGAAGCUAUUUCCGGUAUGAAGGCAUCGAUGGAGAUAGUCAUCGCACGUCAAAACGAAUGGCACAACACCGGUCUUUUCACAACGAAAAAGCUUCGGCAUGCCGUGGAGGAAUUGAUACACGCAAAUAUGGACAUUCAGCCUACACCAGAUACAUGUCGCGGCCCUCGAACAGCAAAUUCUAUAUCCAAGAUUCGAGCACCCGACCGUCGACCGAAUGCCAGGGUUGAUGGGAGUGCGACUAUCGGGAAUCAGAUAUAUCCAACCCACGAACAAAUAAAGAUUUGUGCCGACGCAAAGUAUUUCGGUGUUAUGGCAUGCGGGGCAGGACUUUGCGACGAGGGACUAGCGCGAGCGGUCGCAGAUUCCUGCAACGAUAUAUUGAUCGGCGACUACUGCGAAGCUGCAGAUGCGACUGGCUUGAAAUUGCUCCAGCGAGUUGGUGCUGGUGCAAUGGCGUUUUUAAAGAUGUGUAAUCUAGCGGGACGCGUGUCAGACUGGCAAUUCGAUAAUUUGUCUGCCUACAUGAUUCAAUGUCGCGUUUUGGGACAUUUUCGUGAUCAUUCGAGGAACAAGCUCCCAGAUGGGAUAUAUGGAAGCAGGAUGACUGGUCUUGGUAUCCAUCGUCAUAUAGAUGUGGCUGCCUUUCACGGCGUCAUGACUGCGUCUCUAGCAACUGGCCAAGAACUGACUGAGAGCGAGUUCAUGCAUGUGGUAGAUGCAUGCGUUUAUAUCAACGAUUUCGUGGAUUUCCGGGGCGAUACUAUGCGCAAGCAGCGCGAAAAUGUUAUUCUUCGUGGAAUAAGAGGAGACAUAUGCAGGUAUCUUGAUCAAAUUAUCCUCCAAUGCCUUGACUCGGUCAUCGAAGUCAUUGAGACUUCCGAGGUUGGCGCGUUGGUCGUCAUGGGGUAUUGCAACUGGGCAAUUCUCGGCGCGCAUCACAAAGUGUUUGAAGUGUUGGAGGGCAUACGUAAAGUGAGCAAUGAUACUGCUUGCAGAUACGACUCGCAAUUGGAUGGAACUCGUUAUGAGCGACUCCUCCAAGUAUUACAACCGUACGGCACACUUGGUGAACGAGGCCCCCGGGUAUCGAAGAAACGUGUCGAAAUGGACAAGCUGUAUAACAUUUAUCGAAAAGACCCCACUACACAUUUAGCAUGGCUUGCUGAUGCGACUCGGGACCUCCUACAGCCAGCGGUAUUGAGGAAGAUUAUUGAUGUUGUGCACUAUGAGUGGAGUGGUGAUCUCGGCGCUGUUGAUUAUUGUCCUUAG